Molecule: messenger RNA, 303 nt
Organism: Linum tenue
Lineage: Eukaryota; Viridiplantae; Streptophyta; Magnoliopsida; Malpighiales; Linaceae
Source: the annotation of a GenBank genome assembly
AUGGUCAAUCUGGAUUACCAUACGGAAAAUUUGGAGAGGGGAAAAUUUGUGCGCAUUGCUAUUGAUCUUGAUAUGACUAAGCCCCUCCCAACUCGAAUCCGUCUAGAUGGAGCCUGGCAGCAAGUUGUUUAUGAGAAUCUCCCGGUCAUUUGUUACUCUUGUGGAAAGAUUGGACAUACGGAAGAAGUUUGCCCACUGAAGCAACCACCGCAACCACUAGCCCUGGUAGUCUCGUCGGAACAGUCUUUCCAACACUCGCCGAAAACAGAGCUGACGGUGACUCCCGCCUGUUAUGGCCCCUAG